This is a messenger RNA of Manduca sexta (tobacco hornworm), 2393 nucleotides long. RefSeq names its product activity-regulated cytoskeleton associated protein 1-like. The coding region runs from base 396 to 1460 and encodes 354 amino acids. The record is from RefSeq and is a predicted model, not a curated record. The transcript has a single exon. Lineage: Eukaryota; Metazoa; Arthropoda; Insecta; Lepidoptera; Sphingidae.
AUUUUAAAACGCGCCGAGCGAUUAGCGCGCAUGCGCGAAGCGUUUUACCUACGGCCUCGCGUUACCGCUCGGCCAAUGGACAGCCACGUAGCGGCUCGGGGACGUGUCGCCAGUCCGUUGCCGGCCCUCGCCACACGCGCACACGCAUCACCCGAGCUCCGUCGCGAUACCGUUUUUAGUCCCUAAAUGUAUUUGCGUUUAUAUUGUGUAGCUGUGUAUAUUAUUGAUUAUGUGUCAAAUAAUAAUAAAUUCUUAGUCGUCAAUCACGCGCGCUUUUCCAAUUCGAUUCGCCCCGAACCCACAACGAAAAGUUGUUAUAAAACUGGCUGCCCAACGAGAAGGCCGAAUAAGUUUUGUGAAUAAGUGCUAACUAAUUGUUACGUGAUCGUUCCAAAAUGCCACGUACGGCACGGAACAAACGACGUCAAACCGAGUACUUCGACUUGGAACAAGAAGAAAUGGCGACGCCAAGGUUAACGGAGCGGCGCCGCGUGUCCGUGACUGAAGGUUCGGCGUGCAUCACGGCGAGCGAUAUCGCCUCUAUGAUGACAUUCUUGCAGCAAGCGCAAGCGGAACAUUUCGAACGCCUGCUUGAUAAAGUUCUAGAUGCCCGUCAGCCAUCUUGUUCGCCCGCGCGUGUUUCACCCGCGCCGGCCAUACCUACGUCCUCUGCUCAACCUGCACCAGGCAACUUCGCAACGUGUAAGGCUCGUUACAGCGGAGCGACAUCGGAGUCACUCGAUGGUUUUAUUGAUGCAGUGGAAGCGUUUAAAGACUGUGCCAACGUUAGCGACACUAACGCUCUACGUGGGCUAUCAAUGCUGCUUACUCACGAAGCAGCCACGUGGUGGCAAGGAGUAAAACAGACCAUCACCACUUGGGAUAGCGCACUUCAAUGCUUGCGCAGCGCUUUCGGAGAUAGCCGACCGCCACAUCGUAUAUACGUGGAACUCUUCUCCAACCCACAAGGGCUUCAAGAGAAAACAGAGAUUUUUGUGGCUAAAGCGCGCGCCCAUUUAGCACGUCUACCCAGCGGGGACCUCACUGAAAAAGUCCAGUUGGAUAUGAUCUACGGACUCCUUAAUUAUAACAUACGUAAACGACUUCGAAGAGAAGAGUUCUCUAAUUUUAAUGACUUCCUUCACAAAGCUCGAAGCAUCGAGGAAGCCACAGCGGAUUCACAAAAGGCGCGCGCCGACACUUCAAAGAAUGCCGCCGCUGUUACGCGCGCCGACACCUCAAAGGGUGCCGCCGUUGUUACGCGCGCCCGCGCUAUAUCGCCGACGCCUGCGACGACCGCGACGAUGCGGCCGUCAACGCAACGAGCUUCUUACAACCGUCAGUCUUCGACAGCAGAGGGUUCUUCGCGUCAUCAUAUACCAAGCAUCGACUCCAACGCUACUCCGAUUAGGAAAGCGUCGUAUUGUGUUUAUUGUAAAAACUAUAGACAUACACGUUAACAGUGUCGUAAAUUAUUACAAAGUGUAGGUCGUGCUCGUGAUAGUAAUAUAAACAAUAAGAAUAAUAAUAUUAUAUCGUGUUAUGGAUGCGGCGAGAGCGGAGUGAUGCGUCCUAAUCGUUCUAAGUGUAAUUCAAAUUUUAGCGCGACUGAUUUUAUUCCGAUGUCGAGCUCAAAAUCGCGAAAAUAUCCGACCCCUCCUGCAACGGCUGCUGGUAAGGCGUCCGCGCACGUAAGUAAUUUUGAUACCUAUCCUAUGGUUUGUACUGGGGUUGUACCUGACUCGUGUUCUCGUAAUUGUAGUGUUAACUUUGCAAGUUCAAACUGUGCUAAUGUAAACACAGGACUCACCACUACAGAACCUAGUCUUAUUAAUAGUUCGUAUAAUAACGAAAGUAUAUUCCCCGAUAGUAAUUUUGUUUGUAAACGUAAUAUGAAUGUUCCCUAUAAACAAGUUAAGCAUAAAAGUAUUAUGAAUGUGCCAUCUCGUCCUGUAAUUCAGGGGGAGUCUUUUAAUCGCACUCGUGUACCUAGUAAAUGUGAGUUAUUGCUUCCUAGGGAACCUAACUAUAAUAAGUGUAUCGUAAAUAAUGGUUUGCAUAAGUAUUGUGAUUUACCUAUAUUGCAUAGUAGACAUCGCGUUAUCAACAAUGUUAGGUCUCAACAGUGUCCAUCACAAAGUAGGGUGACCAUGAAUUUUCCGGGACAAAUUCCGAAAAUGGGCUCACAAAGUAGGGUGACCAUGAAUUUUUCGGGACAAAUUUCGAAAACCGGUUUACUGAACAGGGUCACUAAGAAUUUACCAGGAAACAAUCUGAAAAUGAAUAAUUUAAGUGGUCCGGCUUCGAAACGCAAUAAUGAGAGGUUCGUUACCUUCUCAUCAGUUAACUCUUGCCAUGAAGGAACAUUUCGGCGACCCAUUUUAGGUAUCGAG